Asterias rubens (European starfish) is the source of this 1580-nucleotide messenger RNA. Its product is annotated as cytochrome P450 2U1-like. Lineage: Eukaryota; Metazoa; Echinodermata; Asteroidea; Forcipulatida; Asteriidae. Gene Ontology annotation, cellular component: intracellular membrane-bounded organelle; cytoplasm. The coding region runs from base 1 to 1551 and encodes 516 amino acids. The transcript has 4 exons. The record is from RefSeq and is a predicted model, not a curated record. Gene Ontology annotation, biological process: xenobiotic metabolic process. Gene Ontology annotation, molecular function: oxidoreductase activity, acting on paired donors, with incorporation or reduction of molecular oxygen, reduced flavin or flavoprotein as one donor, and incorporation of one atom of oxygen; iron ion binding; heme binding.
AUGGAUGGUGGACGAGAACCUACCCCCGGCUUCAGCCAGGAGAAGAGCCUCCUGUUCACUGCCAAAUUGAUCAUCUUGGUCUUCACGUCUGUCUGGCUGCUGGUCUGGGUGAUUCGAGAGUACCUGAGUAAACCAUCCCUCAACCUACCACCAGGACCGAGGGGCUGGCCCUUCCUGGGCAUCCUGCCGUCUCUAGGCAUGAGUGCACCCCAUGAGAGGCUGGCUGAGGUAGCCGCUAAGUACGGCGGGUUGUUCACCUGUUACUUCGGCGUGCAUCGUGUGGUGGUUCUUGGGGACUACGAGACUAUCAUGGAGGCACUGGGUAGGUCUGGAGAUGCUUUCAGCGACCGACCAAGGCUGCCGAUGUUCACUGAGAUUCGAGAAGGAAAAGGUAUUGCCGGAGCGUUCUAUGGCAAACACUGGAAGGAGCAGCGGGCAUGGACGUUUAACGCGCUCCGUGGCCUGGGGCUUGGAAAGGACAACUUCGCGGUAAACAUAACCACCGAGAUCGGUUAUCUCUGCGACCGUCUGAAGGCGAAUCCGACGGUUCCGUUGGAUCCCAACCACUCCCUCAACACCGCGGUGUCUAACAUCGUCUGCUCAAUCGUAUACGGAACCCGGUAUGAGUACGAUAGCAUCCGGUUCAAACGGAUGCUCGCUCUACUCCAGGAGAAUUUCGAGCUGGCCGGAAUGGCCGGACUGGUCAACUUCUUCCCGUUCUUAAAGUACGUUCCGCUGAGUGGGUUUAGAAAAUUCCGUUCCAACCUCCAAGAACUUAUAUCCAGUCUGGUUACAAAGUCCGUACGCGAGCACCUGAGGACGUUCAAUAAGAACAACAUCCGGGACUUCAUCGACGCGUAUUUAAAUGAGAUACGCAGGCGCAGUAGCGACGGGCAGACGUCACCGUUUACAGAGGAUAACUUGACCUGGGUCAUCGCUGAUCUGUUUGCAGUAGGCACGGAGACCACCGCCCUAACUUUAAGAUGGGCACUGCUUUAUAUGAUAGCGCAUCCUGGUGUGCAGUGCCGGGUCCAGGAAGAGCUGGAUGAGGUGGUUGGGCGUGCCCGUAUGCCGUCAAUGGAGGAGCGACCCCGGUUGAACUAUGCCAGGGCCGUAAUAAGUGAGAUCCAGAGAAUACGCUACAUUGCCGCAAUAACCGUGCCCCGAGCAACCACAGAGGACACCAAACUAUACGGCUACGAUAUACCGAAGGGCACCACGGUCAUGCCAGUCAUGUGGGCCGUCAUGCACAACGCCAAGACAUGGCCGGAGCCAGACCAAUUUAGACCGGAGCGUUUCUUGGACGAGAGAGGGCAGUAUCGCAAACAUGAGCAUUUUUUACCUUACGGAACAGGUCGUCGUAUGUGCCCAGGCGAGCGACUGGCCAGCAUGGAAGUGUUCUUGUUUUUCACACACCUUCUUCAUCAAUUUAAUUUCACUCUGCCGUUGGGGGCGCCAGAGCCAUCUCUCAAGGGACGAAUGGGGAUUACUUUGGCACCGGAACCGUUUGAACUUAUUGCCACGGGUAGACAAAUAGAGAGGCUUGAGUAGCUAGUUCAUUGCUCCAAAUCAAGUGUAUA